AUGUUUUGCCUCCGCAGCUGGCUUCCCCUCCUCUUCAUCCCCACCAACGCCUCGCCGGCCUUCAUCUUCCUCUUCUUCGUCUGCACAUACUUUCUCAACCGCCCCUGCGUCUAUUGCUCCAUCCUCCUGCUCAUCCUCUUCCUGACCUCGUGCAACUGGUCCGACCGUUGCUUCUUCGACUUUGGCAGCAACUGGUUCCUCCCCAGACCCGGCUCCCCGAGUCUUGCACUCCCGACGGAUGUCCUACCCGACUCGGCCGAUUUGUUCAACGCGAGCGUCGUCGAAAUGAUCAACUCGACUGCCACUGCCGUGACCAACGCCGCAUUAGACGCAGCCGCUGCGCGCAAGGCCGAGUGGACCGGGCUAGGAAUCGAAUGGUUGCGCAGUCUUCUAGGGAAGCGAGAGUGGAGGAUCGACUGCAUGGACAUUUACAUUCGUUUGUGA
Ilyonectria robusta is the source of this 444-nucleotide messenger RNA. Its product is annotated as bladder cancer-related protein BC10-domain-containing protein. The transcript is spliced from 2 exons. The coding region runs from base 1 to 444 and encodes 147 amino acids. The record is from RefSeq and is a predicted model, not a curated record. NCBI's taxonomy places the organism in Eukaryota, Fungi, Ascomycota, Sordariomycetes, Hypocreales, Nectriaceae.